Molecule: messenger RNA, 1510 nt
Organism: Plasmodium gaboni
Lineage: Eukaryota; Apicomplexa; Aconoidasida; Haemosporida; Plasmodiidae
Exons: 1
Source: RefSeq, a predicted model, not a curated record
UGAUAACUAUGUAAGUGACAGAGAGGAAAUUAAAGAUGAUAAUUAUAUAAGUGACAGAGAGGAAAUUAAACAAGAUGAUAGUUUUGUAGGAGAUAAGGAACAAAUUUUUGAAGAUGAUAACUAUGUAAGUGACAGAGAGGAAAUUAAACAAGAUGAUAGUUUUGUAGGAGAUAAAGAACAAAUUUUUGAAGAUGAUAACUAUGUAAGUGAUAGAGAGGAAAUUAAAGAAGAUAAUUAUAUAAGUGAUAGAGAGGAAAUUAAAGAUGAUAAUUAUAUAAGUGACAGAGAACAAGUUAUUCAGGAUGAUAAUUAUAUAAGUGACAGAGAGGAAAUUAAAGAAGAUAACUAUGUAAGUGAUAGAGAGGAAAUUAAAGAUGAUAAUUAUAUAAGUGAUAGAGAGGAAAUUAAACAAGAUGAUAGUUUUGUAGGAGAUAAAGAACAAAUUUUUGAAGAUGAUAAUUAUAUAAGUGACAGAGAACAAGUUAUUCAGGAUGUUAAUUAUAUAAGUGACAGAGAAUCAGAUAAAGAAAAUAAUAAUUAUGUUUAUGAAAAUGAUGAAAUUAUAAAAGAUGACAAAAGUAUAAACGAAAAAGACUCAAUUAUUCAUUAUGAUGAAGAAGGAAUAAUUAAAAAUAAAGAGAUUAUUGAAUACAUAAAAGAUGAAAAUAGUGAUAUACAAAUAUCAGAAAAUGAUAUAAUAGAUAAUAAUGAAAAUGAAAUGAUAGAUAAUAAUGAAAAUGAAAUGAUAAAUAAUAAUAGUAAAGUAGAAAAUAAUACAAGCAUGACAGAAUAUGAGGAUGUUAUAGAUAUGGAUUACAAAUCCCCAGAAAAUUUAUUUAUGUUUGAUCAAGAAUAUAAUAUUAAUGAAGCUCAUAAGGGAGAAAUUAAUAAUAAUGAUAAUAAUAAUGAAAAUGAUAAGAGUGAGUCUGGAAUGGUUGAACAAGAUGUUAGUAAUGAAGAAUAUAGAGAAGACGAUGAAAACAAUAUAGAUGAAAUAAAAGAUGAUGAUAAAAACAGUAUAGAUGAAUUAAGAGAAGAUGAUGAAAACAAUAUAGAUGAAAUAAAAGUAGAUGAUGAAAACCAAACCGAUGAAAUAAAAGAAGAUGAUGAAAACAAAAGCGAUGAAAUAAAAGAAGAUGAUGAAAACAAUACAGAUGAAAUAAAAGAAGAUGAUGAAAACAAAAGCGAUGAAAUAAAAGAAGAUGAUGAACAAAAUACAGAUGAAUUAAAUGACAUGAAAGAUGAAGAUAAUGUUGAAGGAGAAGAUAAUCAAGAAUUAAAUGAAAAUUUAGAAAGUUCAGAUGUACCGAAAGAUGAUGAAGCUUUGAAUGUUGAGGAUUCACCUGAAGAAGAAAAAGACACAAAUGUUAAGAGAGAAUCUGUUUCUUUUCGUGAUAAAAAGAAUGAAGGUUCUACUGAAAAAAAAAUUGAAACUAAAAAAGGUGGUUUACUUAUGGGUAUUAUGAAAAGAAAAAGAUUUAUGUCAAAAGAUCCAAAAAAGAAGUCAUAA